This is a messenger RNA of Racocetra persica, 465 nucleotides long. The record is from the annotation of a GenBank genome assembly. NCBI's taxonomy places the organism in Eukaryota, Fungi, Glomeromycota, Glomeromycetes, Diversisporales, Gigasporaceae.
GUCAAUAUUACAAAGCCGUUGAUCCGGGUUUAGUUAAAGUGAAUGUUAUAACCGAGGAUCUCACAAAGGUUGAUAUUAAGAUACAAAUUACAGAAAUUCCAAGACAAGCCAUUAUGACAAAGGAUAAUGUAUAUAUCCAUAUUGAUUCUAUCAUCUACUGGCAUAUAAUCAAUCCCUAUCAAGCAGUUUUUGGUAUAACUGAUGUUCGCAAAGCUCUUGUAGAACGUACUCAAACCACGCUAAGACACACUCUUGGUGGACGUGUUCUUCAAGAUUGUAUUGAAAAUCGUGGAGCAAUAGCUUAUGAAAUUAAAGAAAUCAUUGAUGAGCCUGCUCAUGCUUGGGGUGUUGAAAGCAUUUUGAUUCGUGACAUUGUAUUCUCUUCUGAAUUACAGGCUUCUCUUUCAUCUGCCGCUCAACAAAAGAGAAUUGGUGAAAGUAAGGUUAUUUUGGCCCAAGCUGAAG